Linum trigynum is the source of this 2063-nucleotide messenger RNA. NCBI's taxonomy places the organism in Eukaryota, Viridiplantae, Streptophyta, Magnoliopsida, Malpighiales, Linaceae. The record is from the annotation of a GenBank genome assembly.
CCCAUUUGGGUAAAUUUUCAUGGACUUCAGGGUUAUUGGCCAAGAAGGUCACAUGGCAGCAACUAGUGACGAAAGUGAGAUAAUAGGCACUCGAAUUAGAGAAUCUUCGCAAACUAUUCUAUAGCGCAAAAACGGUACAGUUCAUACAGCAACCACCGACGGUACAGUUCGUGACUUCGUGUGUUAGGCGACUGGAAAGCCUUUGCGUCGAUUCGCCGGCGGAACGAAGGGAGAUAUAAAGAGAUGAGAGGAGCGUUUCUCUACAGAACCGCUUCGUCGGCGAAUUUGAAGAUCAGAGCUCGUACAGCAACCACCGCCGGAGCAGCCUACAAGCUCCUCGCAUCCGCUUCAUUGAGCACGGGCUACGACGGGGAGGAAGGACUGCCUAGCGCUUCCAAGGUCAAGAUUUUCGAUCGGGAACUCAAGCGGAGACAACGCGAUCGAGCUGCGUGGUUGUCGACGGCGAAAGAUCCUUUUGCAGAUGCGGUCGCUGAGAAUCUACUCGAUCGUUUGGAGGAUUGUAAGAAGACAUUUCCGACUGCAUUAUGCUUAGGAGGUUCAUUAGCAGCUAUCAGACGCCAAUUACGCGGGCAAGGGUCUAUUGAAAAGUUGAUUAUGAUGGACACAUCUCAUGACAUGAUCAAAUCAUGUAGACAGGCUAAUGAGGGUGCAUCUAAUAAUGAUAAUAUCGAAACUUCAUUUGUGGUUGGUGAUGAAGAGUUUCUACCCAUGAAAGAAAGUUCGGUAGAUUUGGUGAUCAGUUGUCUGGGACUCCACUGGACGAAUGACCUUCCCGGAGCCAUGAUACAGUGUAAAUUGGCGUUGAAACCAGAUGGCCUAUUUUUGGCAGCGAUUCUAGGCGGAGAAACAUUGAAGGAGCUGAGAAUAGCCUGCACUGUGGCUCAGAUGGAGCGUGAAGGCGGCAUCAGUCCUCGAAUGUCACCUUUGGCUCAGGUUCGUGAUGCAGGUAACUUGUUGACCAGGGCAGGUUUCACUCUCCCUGGUGUGGAUGUUGAUGAGUACACAGUUAAGUACAGAAGUGCUCUAGAACUGAUAGAUCAUUUGCGUGCAAUGGGAGAAACCAAUGCUCUUCUUCAACGAAGCAAUAUCCUGAAGAGAGAAACAGCAUUGGCGACUGCUGCAGUCUACGAAUCGAUGUUUGGCGCAGAAGAUGGCACCAUUCCAGCUACGUUCCAGGUGAUUUACAUGACAGGUUGGAAAGAACACCAUUCUCAACAGAAGCCCAAAACGAGGGGAUCCGCCACUGUGUCUUUCCAGGACCUUCAUAAGCAUUUGGCGACUGAUCAAAGCUGAACUGAAGCCUUUUCUUCCAUUAAGCAAUUUGGUUAAAGCCUUCCAGUUCCGGCUUCUAAACCAGUAUUUGUAGAUUAUACUCUUUCAUGUUUAUUUUAUUCUGAAAACAUCCACUUCAAAAGCAAAUGUAUUAUGGAUAUGUCUGUCUUGUUUAUCAGAGCUAGAGUGCACAGAACAUAAGUACAAAAUAAUCAAAAGGUUUACGGUUCACCACCAAAUUUCUCAUUUCUCAAAACCCAAGCUAAACCUCUUGGGAUAUUGGAGGUUGAUUAUAGGGAUGAGAGGUUUAGCUUGAGUUUUGGAGAAUUAUAGGAUUUGGUGGUGAUUGGUGAAGAAGGUAGCAUAAGGAAUGAAUCGGGCUGAAUUGAGAAAAAGGUGGAAGGGUUUGCUUGUUUGAAAUCUAGAGUUCUUGAUGAAGAGGAACGAGCUGGUUAAUGAAUAAGUUACCGUCGGUGCCUUUUCGCGCAUCGUCGGCUCUCUUGCGCGCCUAAUAGUAUGAACUGGUAAUGUUGAAUGUUGUCAUUUGUGGGAUUCAAGUAUGAAUAUUCAUAUUUGGAUGUUAUUCUAGAUGUUGUAUUUUACAACUUUAAAUGUGAGUAUUGAUAAUUUGGUUUGUAAUGAUGUAUGUUAUUUAUUUGUAAAUCUAGAUUAUUGAGAAUUUGAGAUUGACUUUGAGAUGUCAAUGACUCCCCAAUAUCAACUACCCACAUAUCCUGACAAAAUCGGCUUAAUACAGUUCAAUUUUGAUC